CCCUUCGCCCUGGGUUCUGGGCCGCGGGGCGGAGGCGAUCCGUUGGUGGGGUCGGGGUCCGGGGACGAGGCGGACGCGGGCCUGGCCUUCCCGGCAGCGCACCGACUGCCCCGCGGGACCCGUCGGCCCCAAGAUGUCGUACAUGCUCCCGCACCUACACAAUGGCUGGCAAGUGGAUCAGGCCAUCCUCUCGGAAGAAGACCGCGUGGUCGUCAUUCGGUUUGGACACGACUGGGACCCUACUUGUAUGAAGAUGGACGAGGUUCUGUACAGCAUAGCUGAAAAGGUUAAAAAUUUCGCAGUUAUUUAUCUUGUGGAUAUUACAGAAGUACCUGACUUCAACAAAAUGUAUGAAUUAUACGAUCCGUGCACUGUCAUGUUUUUCUUCAGGAACAAGCACAUCAUGAUCGACCUGGGCACCGGCAACAACAACAAGAUCAACUGGGCCAUGGAAGACAAGCAGGAGAUGAUCGACAUCAUCGAGACGGUGUACCGGGGGGCCCGGAAGGGUCGCGGCCUGGUCGUGUCCCCGAAGGACUACUCCACCAAGUACAGAUACUGAGCCCUCGCCCAGCCCUGGUGCACGCGGUGCCGCGGAGUCGUUCUCAUGUGGAGAUAUUUUCAACUAUUUAAAGCCUUUGAGAAAGCGUUUGGGGAAGUACACAUAGCUCAAGGAGCUGGAGGGUUUUGCAGUGAGGGUGGCAUUGCCCCAACUUUCGGUCUGCCUGGUCCUUGUAUUUUUGUAUCAGCAAAUAUCUGUAAAUAUCUAGCUGAAAUAAAUAAAAUACAUGGUGAUGGGAACAGUCAAAA
This is a messenger RNA of Balaenoptera ricei (Rice's whale), 810 nucleotides long. It is a transcript of the gene TXNL4A, whose product is annotated as thioredoxin like 4A. Gene Ontology annotation, biological process: mRNA splicing, via spliceosome. Gene Ontology annotation, cellular component: spliceosomal complex; U5 snRNP; U4/U6 x U5 tri-snRNP complex. NCBI's taxonomy places the organism in Eukaryota, Metazoa, Chordata, Mammalia, Artiodactyla, Balaenopteridae. The record is from RefSeq and is a predicted model, not a curated record. Bases 134 to 562 code for a protein of 142 amino acids. The transcript is spliced from 4 exons.